Molecule: messenger RNA, 4062 nt
Organism: Acipenser ruthenus (sterlet)
Lineage: Eukaryota; Metazoa; Chordata; Actinopteri; Acipenseriformes; Acipenseridae
Gene: slc25a16
Product: solute carrier family 25 member 16
Exons: 10
Coding region: 414-1379 (321 amino acids)
Biological process (GO): transmembrane transport
Cellular component (GO): mitochondrial inner membrane
Source: RefSeq, a predicted model, not a curated record
AUCAGUUCUGUGUGAGUGAAGUCUAUUUGCGGAAGUUAAAAUAAACGGAAACUGUGGUCGUGCAUACUGUGCGACGAGGGCCGUACAGAAAACUGACAGCUCUGUUUACAGUACAAUAUGGUUUAGAAAACAGUGCAAAUCGAACGAUUUCUUAUGGAAUACUAACUAAAAUAAUAUGUCAAUUUAAAUAACUGCUACGCGGUAGCUACCGGAUAUGACUGGUUGUCCAUGCAAUAUUCUGGGAACAGAAGGGUCUUCACGUUGUGUAACACCAGACUGACCUUGCUUUUUUAAAUGAAAUACUUGGAGCUUGUUGCACAAGCACUGCAGCUGUGAAGUUGAGCAAUGUCUUGGUUCGGAGGAUUAUCUGUGACAGGAUAGGGGACUGUAUAGGAUUUAACCUCGAAUUCAGUAUGGCUACAGAAGCAACAGUUAACAGCACUGCUUCCCCUGGACUGCCAACACCAGCUCGCAAAGAAUAUUACUGGCUUCGCUCUUUUGCAGCAGGAGGUAUUGCAGGAUGUUGUGCCAAGACAACCAUUGCACCUUUGGACAGGGUGAAGAUUUUAUUACAGGCUCAUAAUCCCCACUAUAAAGAUCUAGGAGUUUUCGCCACUCUCUGCUCUGUUCCACAGAAGGAAGGCUACCUUGGACUGUACAAAGGAAAUGGAGCCAUGAUGGUUCGGAUCUUCCCUUAUGGAGCCAUUCAGUUUAUGGCAUUUGACCAAUACAAAAAGUUACUGAGCAAAAAGUUAGGCAUAUCUGGACAUGUUCACCGGUUAAUGGCUGGAUCUAUGGCAGGAAUCACAGCAGUCAUUUGCACAUACCCACUGGAUGUCAUUAGAGUGCGGCUUGCAUUUCAAGUAAAAGGGCAUCACAGAUACACUGGGAUUAUCCAUGCUUUCCAGACCAUUUACAAAAGCGAAGGGGGUGUCUCAGGAUUUUAUAGAGGACUAAUGCCUACCGUCAUAGGAAUGGCCCCUUAUGCAGGGUUUUCAUUUUUCACCUUCGGGACAUUGAAAAGCCUUGGACUUUCCCAUGCACCCACCCUCCUUGGAAGACCUUCUUCAGAUAACCCUGAGGUCUUAGUGUUGAAAACGCAUGUCAACCUGCUUUGUGGUGGAAUAGCAGGAGCAAUAGCGCAGACGAUAUCCUAUCCACUGGAUGUAGCACGACGUCGGAUGCAGUUGGGAUCAAUCCUGCCAGAUUCUAAGAAAUGUCUUACAUUGUCCAACACCCUGAAGCACGUGUACACCACAUAUGGAGUGAAGAAAGGGCUGUACCGUGGGCUUUCCCUGAACUACAUCCGCUGUAUACCCUCCCAGGCUGUUGCUUUUACCACCUAUGAGUUUAUGAAGCAGACCUUACACCUCAACUGAGGACACAUUCUGUGAUAUACCCAGCACAAAAUACAUGUUUUUAAAUAAGUCAGUGAAAUAUCUACUAACAAAAUCAACGGUUUCACAAACAUAUAAAAAGUUUUACAACAAUUGCUGAUGAUCAGUGAUAAGGCUGCCACCAGCUGUUAAAAAGAAAACUGUAAUUUACAGCCUUAAAUCGUGGUUUAAAAAGCCAGUUUAAUUAAUGUCCUGUUGCAUAGCUUUUUUAAAUCAAUCUAUUUUUCUAUUAUUUGUUGUUUUAUUGUGAUUGAUUUGUUUUCACAAGGAAGCAAAUAGAUGUUUGAGUAUUCUUUUGAAAUAUUCUUUAAAAAUUCUAAUGAAAAAAGUGAAUGUUCUUUUUUUAAUUAACUGGAAAAAAGUAGCAGAUGUUUUUUGAGUAGAGGCAGUAAACCUGAACCCUGUAUCCCACUUAAUUACAAACUCACUUUCUAUAAUAGAAAGCAUUUUAUUUAUUUUCUGAUGUUAACACUUUUACCAGUGUAACACCACUAGCAAGAAAGCUUACUUCACAAAAAGCUUUUUUUAAUGUUAUCUUUAUACUAAUGUUUUGCCGAUGAAUACAUUUCAAGCAAUUGUUUGAAUAUUUAUUUCGGCACAUCAAAAAAACACUUACCUGUGCAUAAAGUAAACAUUAAUGGCUAAUGCCUAAAGAUAUGGUGAACAAUACAGCUUUUUCUUUGUUAUUUAAGAAAACUGUUGGACCUUCUGCUGCAGUAAAGUAGCAGAAGCAACACUAUUUGACUUAGUGGUAAGUAGCUUUCAAGGAGGAGGAAGCUUGUGCCCUUACAGCUGAAACUACCUGUAAGGACCUAAACAAACUAGAAUGGCAACAAGGUCUGAAAAGUGUAAAUGUAAUUUGACUGAAUAGCAGUGCAAGUGUUCUCUUUGUUUGUUUGUGACUUGGCUUGUUUACAGAUUAUUCUUUUUUUAAAUCACCGUAAAUAGGCAUCUCCUGUAAAUCCCCUUCUUCAGCAGCUCGGAUCUGAUCUCAUGUUUUGGAAAUUCAUUGGCAAAAUGUAUCCAGCACCCGUAUUGUAGGUCUGCGACUUUCUGAUUAGAGAUCAGAAGCUUUCAGUGAUUCUCAAGGUAAGGUUUGAUUGUGUUUUCGUGCAAUUAAGUAGUAUUUUUUAUAAAGCUGCUGCUGCACAGUCUGUGGUUGUCAAUGUCAUUUUUUUAGUGAUCUGCAUGAUAGAAAAUGCACACUUCAGAAAUACUGGAUCUAGUUUAAUGAUUCAAACAGAGGUGGGAAUUAUUAUCUUCCUUUUACUUUACAUAGUGUAAGUCCCACUGAUGUUUUCCUGCAGGGGUGAUUGAUUGACUCCCUUGUCACUAAAUACAAUACAAUACAAAAGAACACCUUUCUAUAAGGCUGGUUGUAUUAAGAUCCUUGAAAUAGACCUCAUUGUCUUUGUAUUUGAUACACAUUUGUAUUCUUUGAUUCUCACUCUAGUUUCUUUUAAUGUACUGGUGCAUUGUUUUAACCUCUCUUUCCACUGGGGAUGCACUGCUUUUGUUCACAAGUACACCAAUGUGUCAUUUUAGUAUUGUAUUGGAAGAUUUACAUUUUAAAACCAUAGUAGUGAAUAAAGAAGUAGGGAAAAGCUAAUUUAGUUUAAAUAUUAUAAUAUAUAUAUUUGGUUAUUUAUAAUUGUUAUUUUUGUGGUUGUGACCUUAAAGCUUCUAUACAUACACGCAUACUCGCUGAAUGGAGUGUAAAUAGAAUAGCAUAAACUUACACAUUUCAUUUAGUAACUGACUUCUUCCUCUCUUGACCGUAAGAUUCUAGAGUCACCGCAAGGUCUUCCAAUAAUAUUUUCCCAUUUGGUUUGUAACGGAGACGUAUCCAAGUGUUAAAAACCUUAUGCAAUUUUUCUUCUGGAGUUUGUGAUUCUUCUGAUCAGGUUCUUAACAACAGAGAACAGGCCAUUCUUUUCUUUCUUUUUUUUAAACUUGUUUUCUUACUACACUUAUUACGUGGUUACCUUAUAUUCAGAAUAAUGGGGUCUAUAUUCUUUCACAAGAAACACUGAAAGUCAUUUCUGCUGCUGGAAAUGUUUUUAUUUUAUUUUUUUUAUUAUUAUUUCUCAAUAGUUGCAUUUAAUAUCAAAUGUUUUCAACUCAGCAUUUAUCAUGCAUCAUUUUUCAAUUCUGAAAGUAUUUAAUAGGAGUUGAAGAACAUUUUUUAAAUUUUUUGUGAGGAAAUAUAUUACUAUUAAUAAAGUUGUAGUGCACUGUGUGCACAUAGUACUGCUGUGAUGUGUAGUUGGUCUUUUAGAGAACGCAAUCAUAUAUAUUGUUUAACCUGAAUCUAUUGUACUUUGUACUUUUUAUCUAUGCUAAUUUGUAGCAGUGAUGACGAAUUCUAAGUCUAAAUAGUACUGUGAAUGUUUUGGUGUGGUACUGAGGAAAAUAACUAUAUUAGACAUGAUAACAUUAUUGUUUAAAAUUUGCAAAUACAAAGCUAUGCCUGGUAGUACUAUUCUAUUCUAUAUACAUGAGUCCUUCUGAUACAUUUUCCAUGUGUGGUUUCUUGGGUUGAAGGCACGUCAUUUAUUUUCCCCUGGUUUUCUUUGUGGGAGUAGUGUCUUUGAAAAAACGGACAUUGUUAUUUUAAAAACAAAAUGUAUGUGGUUUGAAUAAAUGUGUGGGCUUUUCAAAUGUG